UUCAAUCAAAGGUCACAGGAGCACACCUGCUUACAUUCUACACAAGUCAACCAGGAAGAAGAAUAAGUCAAUUUCAUUAUAGUUCGAACAAACCAUGGCACUACAUCAUGACCUCAGCCUGUGGCAGAAAGUUUUACUGGGGAUACUUUGCUUCCCAUUUCUUCCCAUCUACCUAUGUGUCUACUGCCUGUGCCUCAAAGAAGAUGACAAAGAAAAUGAUUUGGAAAAAGGUCGCCAAGAUACAUCAGCUCACGCAGGCAAGGCCCAGACUCAACAAAAGCUCAGCAGCAAGAAGUUAUCAAUUCGUAACAAAGCAGGUCACACAGGAGAUGCCCAGAUCAAGCCAAAACGUAAUAGCCUAAAAUUAUCAUUUCGCAACAAAGGCAAUCAAGAAGCUGCCAGUAUAGUUCCAAAGGACAAAGACAUAAAGUUUCCAGUCAUCAAUAAAGGCUUCCAGAAUGACGAAGAGAGUAACAAUGUGAAGAAUGGACAAUAUGAUAACAACAAUCACCUUCAGGAGAAAAAGAAAAGAAAGGACAUUUAUGCUCGGACCUUCAAAUAUCCCUGGGACAAGUCAUGUCUGAAGUCUCUCCCACUGGACCUGAAGACGUUUGAAAAGUUGGACAAUUAUUCCUCAAAGGUGAUUGGCAAAGGAUCCAUUGAAACAUUAGUUAAGGAGCUUCUUCGUGAUGUGUCAACCGAUUUGGGGAAAACUCGAGCUAUCUGGAUAUGGAUAUGUCACCAUAUAGAGUAUGACAUAGUGGGUUAUAAAAAUGAACACCUGCGAUCUUCAGAUCCUAAAGACGUAUUUAAGACGAGAAAGGGCGUAUGUGCUGGGUACUCUUCUCUCUUUGAACAUAUGUGCAGCAUUGCUGGUGUGCAGUGUAAAACUGUGAGCGGUUACGGCAAGGGUAUGUCAUACCAGGUAGGACAGAAUAUUACUGAAGAUUCUAGUCACGCCUGGAAUAUGGUCUAUUUGGAAGGAGGUUGGCAUUUGCUGGACAGCACUUGGGGAACAGGAACUUGCAAUAAUAACAUAUUUUCGUUUAAAUACAAUGAGUUCUAUUUCCUGACACAUCCAGCACUGUUCAUUGAAGAUCAUUUACCCGAAAAUUCAGAUUGCCAGUUACUGGAGCCACGCAUUUCUCAAAAGCACUUUGAGCAGAUUGUAUAUCGUACACCAUAUUUUUAUAACCUGGGGCUGUUGUUCUCUGAACCUGACACAGUGAUCAUUGAAACAGUGAAAGGAAUGGCCUCUAUUGUCAUCGAGAGCAGCUCCCGUGUGCUAUAUCUUUUUGACCUAAAUGAAACAGAAAAAACAGGUUUUGUGCGGCUAAUGGAAUGCAAGGCAACAUUUUUUAUUUAUCCUGAGAAGACUGGAAAACAUAAACUCAACAUUUAUGCAAAAUCACAUGAUUCAGAGGGAGAUUAUCACUGUGUUUUAAGUUAUGUGGUAGAUUGUAAAUCUAUAGACACCUCCAUGAAGAUCCCUAAGUGUCUCCGAAUACCUGCAGGUCCAAGUUGGUUAUCAGAGAAAGCAGGACUUUUUCAGCCCUCUCACCCAGACCCAAUAAUUUACACUAAGAAUGGCUCUUUCACUAUCAGCUUCACAGUAAAGCAGGAUUUGAGUCUAUUUUGUACCUUGAACUCUGAUGACCUGCAGAUGACUUCAGAGAUGCAGCAUAGACACAUCUUCCAAACACAAAAAGAAGAAAGUGUGGAGUUUAAAGUUCGUCUUCCUCAAUCAGGAACCUUUGUUCUAAGUGUGAACAUUAAGGAUAAAAACAGUGAGGUAUAUACAUCUAGAUGCAACUAUCUCGUCAUAUGCUCUAAUCCAGGUGUUCGUUGGCCAGAGUUCCCCUUGACUUAUUCAGACUGGGCCAAACACUAUGACUUGGUGGAACCUUUAGAUGGAAUUUUACCCAAAAAUAGCAAUGUAUUCUUCAAGCUCCAGAUUCCUGAUGUGGCUGGAGUCACUGUAGAUCGCAAAGACUCAUUUCCUUUGACUCUCAAUAACCAGGGAUACUGGGAAGGAACAGCAAGAACAGACGAUUGUAAAGAACUCUAUGUUACUGUUAAUUAUAAAGAACAACCAAAGAAAAGGAUGUAUGUGUUACAAUACCAGGUACAGUGAAGAAUGAGACUAUUGAUACAUAUGUCAGAAGAUGGAUGGUAAGCAAUACAAGUUGGAACAGUUUUUGGGUCAGAUGACCAAUCUCUAGACAUUUUUCCUUAUGUAAUAAU
This is a messenger RNA of Pelobates fuscus (common spadefoot toad), 2244 nucleotides long. Its product is annotated as kyphoscoliosis peptidase-like. Bases 95 to 2134 code for a protein of 679 amino acids. The record is from RefSeq and is a predicted model, not a curated record. NCBI's taxonomy places the organism in Eukaryota, Metazoa, Chordata, Amphibia, Anura, Pelobatidae. Gene Ontology annotation, cellular component: cytoplasm. The transcript has 13 exons. Gene Ontology annotation, biological process: muscle organ development; neuromuscular junction development.